AUGAAGAGAAGAAAAUUUAAAGACAAUGAUGAAAUAGUACGAAAAAUGGUGAAAAUUAAUAGAGAAUUUGCAGAAGCAUCGAUUAGAGUUAGUUUGAAUGUAAAUAAAAUAAGCGUGAAGUAUGCAAAAAGAAUAGGAUUUACUUGGAAACAUUCAAAUAAAAGAAACAAUAGUCAUAUGGACGAUGGUUAUAUUGGAUUUAUUCAUAGCAUUGAAGUUGUCAUUAAUGAUGAGAGGUUUGUUCAAAAAUUUCAUAUAAUGAAAGUCUUACCCGUUGAUGUAGCUCUUGGAAUGCCGUGGUUUGCAGCAUUUAGGUAUAGAUGUAAAUUGAUGAAGAAUGGUGACAAUAAUGUUGAUUUUGUGAGAAUAGAGAAUGGAGACGUUAGCAUGAUUAGUGAGAAGAACAUCUGUAGAAAAGAACCCGAAAAAAAAUACAUGCCUGAUAUUCGUAUGAUGAAUAAUAAAGACCCAAAAGGCCGAGGUAUAAAUGAGAUGAAAAUGGAGCAUAUACCUGUGGUGUCUAACGAUGAGAAUAACAUAGCUGAUCUUGAUGAAAACAAUGUAGAUAAAUAUGUAAUAAAUGAAUUGAGAGAAGAUAAGAUGAAGGGUGAAAUC
Racocetra persica is the source of this 615-nucleotide messenger RNA. The record is from the annotation of a GenBank genome assembly. NCBI's taxonomy places the organism in Eukaryota, Fungi, Glomeromycota, Glomeromycetes, Diversisporales, Gigasporaceae.